Messenger RNA from Knipowitschia caucasica, 36993 nucleotides. Lineage: Eukaryota; Metazoa; Chordata; Actinopteri; Gobiiformes; Gobiidae. The record is from the annotation of a GenBank genome assembly.
AUGAAGGGUUAUUGGGAAACAGCAGGGGGGGGGGGGGGGGGGGGGGGGGGGGGGGGGGGGGGGGGGGGGGGGGGGGGGGGGGGGGGGGGGGGGGGGGGGGGGGGGGGGGGGGGGGGGGGGGGGGGGGGGGGGGGGGGGGGGGGGGGGGGGGGGGGGGGGGGGGGGGGGGGGGGGGGGGGGGGGGGGGGGGGGGGGGGGGGGGGGGGGGGGGGGGGGGGGGGGGGGGGGGGGGGGGGGGGGGGGGGGGGGGGGGGGGGGGGGGGGGGGGGGGGGGGGGGGGGGGGGGGGGGGGGGGGGGGGGGGGGGGGGGGGGGGGGGGGGGGGGGGGGGGGGGGGGGGGGGGGGGGGGGGGGGGGGGGGGGGGGGGGGGGGGGGGGGGGGGGGGGGGGGGGGGGGGGGGGGGGGGGGGGGGGGGGGGGGGGUGGGGGGGGGGGGGGGGGGGGGGGGGGGGGGGGGGGGGGGGGGGGGGGGGGGGGGGGGGGGGGGGGGGGGGGGGGGGGGGGGGGGGGGGGGGGGGGGGGGGGGGGGGGGGGGGGGGGGGGGGGGGGGGGGGGGGGGGGGGGGGGGGGGGGGGGGGGGGGGGGGGGGGGGGGGGGGGGGGGGGGGGGGGGGGGGGGGGGGGGGGGGGGGGGGGGGGGGGGGGGGGGGGGGGGGGGGGGGGGGGGGUGGGGGGGGGGGGGGGGGGGGGGGGGGGGGGGGGGGGGGGGGGGGGGGGGGGGGGGGGGGGGGGGGGGGGGGGGGGGGGGGGGGGGGGGGGGGGGGGGGGGGGGGGGGGGGGGGGGGGGGGGGGGGGGGGGGGGGGGGGGGGGGGGGGGGGGGGGGGGGGGGGGGGGGGGGGGGGGGGGGGGGGGGGGGGGGGGGGGGGGGGGGGGGGGGGGGGGGGGGGGGGGGGGGGGGGGGGGGGGGGGGGGGGGGGGGGGGGGGGGGGGGGGGGGGGGGGGGGGGGGGGGGGGGGGGGGGGGGGGGGGGGGGGGGGGGGGGGGGGGGGGGGGGGGGGGGGGGGGGGGGGGGGGGGGGGGGGGGGGGGGGGGGGGGGGGGGGGGGGGGGGGGGGGGGGGGGGGGGGGGGGGGGGGGGGGGGGGGGGGGGGGGGGGGGGGGGGGGGGGGGGGGGGGGGGGGGGGGGGGGGGGGGGGGGGGGGGGGGGGGGGGGGGGGGGGGGGGGGGGGGGGGGGGGGGGGGGGGGGGGGGGGGGGGGGGGGGGGGGGGGGGGGGGGGGGGGGGGGGGGGGGGGGGGGGGGGGGGGGGGGGGGGGGGGGGGGGGGGGGGGGGGGGGGGGGGGGGGGGGGGGGGGGGGGGGGGGGGGGGGGGGGGGGGGGGGGGGGGGGGGGGGGGGGGGGGGGGGGGGGGGGGGGGGGGGGGGGGGGGGGGGGGGGGGGGGGGGGGGGGGGGGGGGGGGGGGGGGGGGGGGGGGGGGGGGGGGGGGGGGGGGGGGGGGGGGGGGGGGGGGGGGGGGGGGGGGGGGGGGGGGGGGGGGGGGGGGGGGGGGGGGGGGGGGGGGGGGGGGGGGGGGGGGGGGGGGGGGGGGGGGGGGGGGGGGGGGGGGGGGGGGGGGGGGGGGGGGGGGGGGGGGGGGGGGGGGGGGGGGGGGGGGGGGGGGGGGGGGGGGGGGGGGGGGGGGGGGGGGGGGGGGGGGGGGGGGGGGGGGGGGGGGGGGGGGGGGGGGGGGGGGGGGGGGGGGGGGGGGGGGGGGGGGGGGGGGGGGGGGGGGGGGGGGGGGGGGGGGGGGGGGGGGGGGGGGGGGGGGGGGGGGGGGGGGGGGGGGGGGGGGGGGGGGGGGGGGGGGGGGGGGGGGGGGGGGGGGGGGGGGGGGGGGGGGGGGGGGGGGGGGGGGGGGGGGGGGGGGGGGGGGGGGGGGGGGGGGGGGGGGGGGGGGGGGGGGGGGGGGGGGGGGGGGGGGGGGGGGGGGGGGGGGGGGGGGGGGGGGGGGGGGGGGGGGGGGGGGGGGGGGGGGGGGGGGGGGGGGGGGGGGGGGGGGGGGGGGGGGGGGGGGGGGGGGGGGGGGGGGGGGGGGGGGGGGGGGGGGGGGGGGGGGGGGGGGGGGGGGGGGGGGGGGGGGGGGGGGGGGGGGGGGGGGGGGGGGGGGGGGGGGGGGGGGGGGGGGGGGGGGGGGGGGGGGGGGGGGGGGGGGGGGGGGGGGGGGGGGGGGGGGGGGGGGGGGGGGGGGGGGGGGGGGGGGGGGGGGGGGGGGGGGGGGGGGGGGGGGGGGGGGGGGGGGGGGGGGGGGGGGGGGGGGGGGGGGGGGGGGGGGGGGGGGGGGGGGGGGGGGGGGGGGGGGGGGGGGGGGGGGGGGGGGGGGGGGGGGGGGGGGGGGGGGGGGGGGGGGGGGGGGGGGGGGGGGGGGGGGGGGGGGGGGGGGGGGGGGGGGGGGGGGGGGGGGGGGGGGGGGGGGGGGGGGGGGGGGGGGGGGGGGGGGGGGGGGGGGGGGGGGGGGGGGGGGGGGGGGGGGGGGGGGGGGGGGGGGGGGGGGGGGGGGGGGGGGGGGGGGGGGGGGGGGGGGGGGGGGGGGGGGGGGGGGGGGGGGGGGGGGGGGGGGGGGGGGGGGGGGGGGGGGGGGGGGGGGGGGGGGGGGGGGGGGGGGGGGGGGGGGGGGGGGGGGGGGGGGGGGGGGGGGGGGGGGGGGGGGGGGGGGGGGGGGGGGGGGGGGGGGGGGGGGGGGGGGGGGGGGGGGGGGGGGGGGGGGGGGGGGGGGGGGGGGGGGGGGGGGGGGGGGGGGGGGGGGGGGGGGGGGGGGGGGGGGGGGGGGGGGGGGGGGGGGGGGGGGGGGGGGGGGGGGGGGGGGGGGGGGGGGGGGGGGGGGGGGGGGGGGGGGGGGGGGGGGGGGGGGGGGGGGGGGGGGGGGGGGGGGGGGGGGGGGGGGGGGGGGGGGGGGGGGGGGGGGGGGGGGGGGGGGGGGGGGGGGGGGGGGGGGGGGGGGGGGGGGGGGGGGGGGGGGGGGGGGGGGGGGGGGGGGGGGGGGGGGGGGGGGGGGGGGGGGGGGGGGGGGGGGGGGGGGGGGGGGGGGGGGGGGGGGGGGGGGGGGGGGGGGGGGGGGGGGGGGGGGGGGGGGGGGGGGGGGGGGGGGGGGGGGGGGGGGGGGGGGGGGGGGGGGGGGGGGGGGGGGGGGGGGGGGGGGGGGGGGGGGGGGGGGGGGGGGGGGGGGGGGGGGGGGGGGGGGGGGGGGGGGGGGGGGGGGGGGGGGGGGGGGGGGGGGGGGGGGGGGGGGGGGGGGGGGGGGGGGGGGGGGGGGGGGGGGGGGGGGGGGGGGGGGGGGGGGGGGGGGGGGGGGGGGGGGGGGGGGGGGGGGGGGGGGGGGGGGGGGGGGGGGGGGGGGGGGGGGGGGGGGGGGGGGGGGGGGGGGGGGGGGGGGGGGGGGGGGGGGGGGGGGGGGGGGGGGGGGGGGGGGGGGGGGGGGGGGGGGGGGGGGGGGGGGGGGGGGGGGGGGGGGGGGGGGGGGGGGGGGGGGGGGGGGGGGGGGGGGGGGGGGGGGGGGGGGGGGGGGGGGGGGGGGGGGGGGGGGGGGGGGGGGGGGGGGGGGGGGGGGGGGGGGGGGGGGGGGGGGGGGGGGGGGGGGGGGGGGGGGGGGGGGGGGGGGGGGGGGGGGGGGGGGGGGGGGGGGGGGGGGGGGGGGGGGGGGGGGGGGGGGGGGGGGGGGGGGGGGGGGGGGGGGGGGGGGGGGGGGGGGGGGGGGGGGGGGGGGGGGGGGGGGGGGGGGGGGGGGGGGGGGGGGGGGGGGGGGGGGGGGGGGGGGGGGGGGUUGGGGGGGGGGGGGGGGGGGGGGGGGGGGGGGGGGGGGGGGGGGGGGGGGGGGGGGGGGGGGGGGGGGGGGGGGGGGGGGGGGGGGGGGGGGGGGGGGGGGGGGGGGGGGGGGGGGGGGGGUGGGGGGGGGGGGGGGGGGGGGGGGGGGGGGGGGGGGGGGGGGGUGGGGGGGGGGGGGGGGGGGGGGGGGGGGGGGGGGGGGGGGGGGGGGGGGGGGGGGGGGGGGGGGGGGGGGGGGGGGGGGGGGGGGGGGGGGGGGGGGGGGGGGGGGGGGGGGGGGGGGGGGGGGGGGGGGGGGGGGGGGGGGGGGGGGGGGGGGGGGGGGGGGGGGGGGGGGGGGGGGGGGGGGGGGGGGGGGGGGGGGGGGGGGGGGGGGGGGGGGGGGGGGGGGGGGGGGGGGGGGGGGGGGGGGGGGGGGGGGGGGGGGGGGGGGGGGGGGGGGGGGGGGGGGGGGGGGGGGGGGGGGGGGGGGGGGGGGGGGGGGGGGGGGGGGGGGGGGGGGGGGGGGGGGGGGGGGGGGGGGGGGGGGGGGGGGGGGGGGGGGGGGGGGGGGGGGGGGGGGGGGGGGGGGGGGGGGGGGGGGGGGGGGGGGGGGGGGGGGGGGGGGGGGGGGGGGGGGGGGGGGGGGGGGGGGGGGGGGGGGGGGGGGGGGGGGGGGGGGGGGGGGGGGGGGGGGGGGGGGGGGGGGGGGGGGGGGGGGGGGGGGGGGGGGGGGGGGGGGGGGGGGGGGGGGGGGGGGGGGGGGGGGGGGGGGGGGGGGGGGGGGGGGGGGGGGGGGGGGGGGGGGGGGGGGGGGGGGGGGGGGGGGGGGGGGGGGGGGGGGGGGGGGGGGGGGGGGGGGGGGGGGGGGGGGGGGGGGGGGGGGGGGGGGGGGGGGGGGGGGGGGGGGGGGGGGGGGGGGGGGGGGGGGGGGGGGGGGGGGGGGGGGGGGGGGGGGGGGGGGGGGGGGGGGGGGGGGGGGGGGGGGGGGGGGGGGGGGGGGGGGGGGGGGGGGGGGGGGGGGGGGGGGGGGGGGGGGGGGGGGGGGGGGGGGGGGGGGGGGGGGGGGGGGGGGGGGGGGGGGGGGGGGGGGGGGGGGGGGGGGGGGGGGGGGGGGGGGGGGGGGGGGGGGGGGGGGGGGGGGGGGGGGGGGGGGGGGGGGGGGGGGGGGGGGGGGGGGGGGGGGGGGGGGGGGGGGGGGGGGGGGGGGGGGGGGGGGGGGGGGGGGGGGGGGGGGGGGGGGGGGGGGGGGGGGGGGGGGGGGGGGGGGGGGGGGGGGGGGGGGGGGGGGGGGGGGGGGGGGGGGGGGGGGGGGGGGGGGGGGGGGGGGGGGGGGGGGGGGGGGGGGGGGGGGGGGGGGGGGGGGGGGGGGGGGGGGGGGGGGGGGGGGGGGGGGGGGGGGGGGGGGGGGGGGGGGGGGGGGGGGGGGGGGGGGGGGGGGGGGGGGGGGGGGGGGGGGGGGGGGGGGGGGGGGGGGGGGGGGGGGGGGGGGGGGGGGGGGGGGGGGGGGGGGGGGGGGGGGGGGGGGGGGGGGGGGGGGGGGGGGGGGGGGGGGGGGGGGGGGGGGGGGGGGGGGGGGGGGGGGGGGGGGGGGGGGGGGGGGGGGGGGGGGGGGGGGGGGGGGGGGGGGGGGGGGGGGGGGGGGGGGGGGGGGGGGGGGGGGGGGGGGGGGGGGGGGGGGGGGGGGGGGGGGGGGGGGGGGGGGGGGGGGGGGGGGGGGGGGGGGGGGGGGGGGGGGGGGGGGGGGGGGGGGGGGGGGGGGGGGGGGGGGGGGGGGGGGGGGGGGGGGGGGGGGGGGGGGGGGGGGGGGGGGGGGGGGGGGGGGGGGGGGGGGGGGGGGGGGGGGGGGGGGGGGGGGGGGGGGGGGGGGGGGGGGGGGGGGGGGGGGGGGGGGGGGGGGGGGGGGGGGGGGGGGGGGGGGGGGGGGGGGGGGGGGGGGGGGGGGGGGGGGGGGGGGGGGGGGGGGGGGGGGGGGGGGGGGGGGGGGGGGGGGGGGGGGGGGGGGGGGGGGGGGGGGGGGGGGGGGGGGGGGGGGGGGGGGGGGGGGGGGGGGGGGGGGGGGGGGGGGGGGGGGGGGGGGGGGGGGGGGGGGGGGGGGGGGGGGGGGGGGGGGGGGGGGGGGGGGGGGGGGGGGGGGGGGGGGGGGGGGGGGGGGGGGGGGGGGGGGGGGGGGGGGGGGGGGGGGGGGGGGGGGGGGGGGGGGGGGGGGGGGGGGGGGGGGGGGGGGGGGGGGGGGGGGGGGGGGGGGGGGGGGGGGGGGGGGGGGGGGGGGGGGGGGGGGGGGGGGGGGGGGGGGGGGGGGGGGGGGGGGGGGGGGGGGGGGGGGGGGGGGGGGGGGGGGGGGGGGGGGGGGGGGGGGGGGGGGGGGGGGGGGGGGGGGGGGGGGGGGGGGGGGGGGGGGGGGGGGGGGGGGGGGGGGGGGGGGGGGGGGGGGGGGGGGGGGGGGGGGGGGGGGGGGGGGGGGGGGGGGGGGGGGGGGGGGGGGGGGGGGGGGGGGGGGGGGGGGGGGGGGGGGGGGGGGGGGGGGGGGGGGGGGGGGGGGGGGGGGGGGGGGGGGGGGGGGGGGGGGGGGGGGGGGGGGGGGGGGGGGGGGGGGGGGGGGGGGGGGGGGGGGGGGGGGGGGGGGGGGGGGGGGGGGGGGGGGGGGGGGGGGGGGGGGGGGGGGGGGGGGGGGGGGGGGGGGGGGGGGGGGGGGGGGGGGGGGGGGGGGGGGGGGGGGGGGGGGGGGGGGGGGGGGGGGGGGGGGGGGGGGGGGGGGGGGGGGGGGGGGGGGGGGGGGGGGGGGGGGGGGGGGGGGGGGGGGGGGGGGGGGGGGGGGGGGGGGGGGGGGGGGGGGGGGGGGGGGGGGGGGGGGGGGGGGGGGGGGGGGGGGGGGGGGGGGGGGGGGGGGGGGGGGGGGGGGGGGGGGGGGGGGGGGGGGGGGGGGGGGGGGGGGGGGGGGGGGGGGGGGGGGGGGGGGGGGGGGGGGGGGGGGGGGGGGGGGGGGGGGGGGGGGGGGGGGGGGGGGGGGGGGGGGGGGGGGGGGGGGGGGGGGGGGGGGGGGGGGGGGGGGGGGGGGGGGGGGGGGGGGGGGGGGGGGGGGGGGGGGGGGGGGGGGGGGGGGGGGGGGGGGGGGGGGGGGGGGGGGGGGGGGGGGGGGGGGGGGGGGGGGGGGGGGGGGGGGGGGGGGGGGGGGGGGGGGGGGGGGGGGGGGGGGGGGGGGGGGGGGGGGGGGGGGGGGGGGGGGGGGGGGGGGGGGGGGGGGGGGGGGGGGGGGGGGGGGGGGGGGGGGGGGGGGGGGGGGGGGGGGGGGGGGGGGGGGGGGGGGGGGGGGGGGGGGGGGGGGGGGGGGGGGGGGGGGGGGGGGGGGGGGGGGGGGGGGGGGGGGGGGGGGGGGGGGGGGGGGGGGGGGGGGGGGGGGGGGGGGGGGGGGGGGGGGGGGGGGGGGGGGUGGGGGGGGGGGGGGGGGGGGGGGGGGGGGGGGGGGGGGGGGGGGGGGGGGGGGGGGGGGGGGGGGGGGGGGGGGGGGGGGGGGGGGGGGGGGGGGGGGGGGGGGGGGGGGGGGGGGGGGGGGGGGGGGGGGGGGGGGGGGGGGGGGGGGGGGGGGGGGGGGGGGGGGGGGGGGGGGGGGGGGGGGGGGGGGGGGGGGGGGGGGGGGGGGGGGGGGGGGGGGGGGGGGGGGGGGGGGGGGGGGGGGGGGGGGGGGGGGGGGGGGGGGGGGGGGGGGGGGGGGGGGGGGGGGGGGGGGGGGGGGGGGGGGGGGGGGGGGGGGGGGGGGGGGGGGGGGGGGGGGGGGGGGGGGGGGGGGGGGGGGGGGGGGGGGGGGGGGGGGGGGGGGGGGGGGGGGGGGGGGGGGGGGGGGGGGGGGGGGGGGGGGGGGGGGGGGGGGGGGGGGGGGGGGGGUGGGGGGGGGGGGGGGGGGGGGGGGGGGGGGGGGGGGGGGGGGGGGGGGGGGGGGGGGGGGGGGGGGGGGGGGGGGGGGGGGGGGGGGGGGGGGGGGGGGGGGGGGGGGGGGGGGGGGGGGGGGGGGGGGGGGGGGGGGGGGGGGGGGGGGGGGGGGGGGGGGGGGGGGGGGGGGGGGGGGGGGGGGGGGGGGGGGGGGGGGGGGGGGGGGGGGGGGGGGGGGGGGGGGGGGGGGGGGGGGGGGGGGGGGGGGGGGGGGGGGGGGGGGGGGGGGGGGGGGGGGGGGGGGGGGGGGGGGGGGGGGGGGGGGGGGGGGGGGGGGGGGGGGGGGGGGGGGGGGGGGGGGGGGGGGGGGGGGGGGGGGGGGGGGGGGGGGGGGGGGGGGGGGGGGGGGGGGGGGGGGGGGGGGGGGGGGGGGGGGGGGGGGGGGGGGGGGGGGGGGGGGGGGGGGGGGGGGGGGGGGGGGGGGGGGGGGGGGGGGGGGGGGGGGGGGGGGGGGGGGGGGGGGGGGGGGGGGGGGGGGGGGGGGGGGGGGGGGGGGGGGGGGGGGGGGGGGGGGGGGGGGGGGGGGGGGGGGGGGGGGGGGGGGGGGGGGGGGGGGGGGGGGGGGGGGGGGGGGGGGGGGGGGGGGGGGGGGGGGGGGGGGGGGGGGGGGGGGGGGGGGGGGGGGGGGGGGGGGGGGGGGGGGGGGGGGGGGGGGGGGGGGGGGGGGGGGGGGGGGGGGGGGGGGGGGGGGGGGGGGGGGGGGGGGGGGGGGGGGGGGGGGGGGGGGGGGGGGGGGGGGGGGGGGGGGGGGGGGGGGGGGGGGGGGGGGGGGGGGGGGGGGGGGGGGGGGGGGGGGGGGGGGGGGGGGGGGGGGGGGGGGGGGGGGGGGGGGGGGGGGGGGGGGGGGGGGGGGGGGGGGGGGGGGGGGGGGGGGGGGGGGGGGGGGGGGGGGGGGGGGGGGGGGGGGGGGGGGGGGGGGGGGGGGGGGGGGGGGGGGGGGGGGGGGGGGGGGGGGGGGGGGGGGGGGGGGGGGGGGGGGGGGGGGGGGGGGGGGGGGGGGGGGGGGGGGGGGGGGGGGGGGGGGGGGGGGGGGGGGGGGGGGGGGGGGGGGGGGGGGGGGGGGGGGGGGGGGGGGGGGGGGGGGGGGGGGGGGGGGGGGGGGGGGGGGGGGGGGGGGGGGGGGGGGGGGGGGGGGGGGGGGGGGGGGGGGGGGGGGGGGGGGGGGGGGGGGGGGGGGGGGGGGGGGGGGGGGGGGGGGGGGGGGGGGGGGGGGGGGGGGGGGGGGGGGGGGGGGGGGGGGGGGGGGGGGGGGGGGGGGGGGGGGGGGGGGGGGGGGGGGGGGAGGUGGGGGGGGGGGGGGGGGGGGGGGGGGGGGGGGGGGGGGGGGGGGGGGGGGGGGGGGGGGGGGGGGGGGGGGGGGGGGGGGGGGGGGGGGGGGGGGGGGGGGGGGGGGGGGGGGGGGGGGGGGGGGGGGGGGGGGGGGGGGGGGGGGGGGGGGGGGGGGGGGGGGGGGGGGGGGGGGGGGGGGGGGGGGGGGGGGGGGGGGGGGGGGGGGGGGGGGGGGGGGGGGGGGGGGGGGGGGGGGGGGGGGGGGGGGGGGGGGGGGGGGGGGGGGGGGGGGGGGGGGGGGGGGGGGGGGGGGGGGGGGGGGGGGGGGGGGGGGGGGGGGGGGGGGGGGGGGGGGGGGGGGGGGGGGGGGGGGGGGGGGGGGGGGGGGGGGGGGGGGGGGGGGGGGGGGGGGGGGGGGGGGGGGGGGGGGGGGGGGGGGGGGGGGGGGGGGGGGGGGGGGGGGGGGGGGGGGGGGGGGGGGGGGGGGGGGGGGGGGGGGGGGGGGGGGGGGGGGGGGGGGGGGGGGGGGGGGGGGGGGGGGGGGGGGGGGGGGGGGGGGGGGGGGGGGGGGGGGGGGGGGGGGGGGGGGGGGGGGGGGGGGGGGGGGGGGGGGGGGGGGGGGGGGGGGGGGGGGGGGGGGGGGGGGGGGGGGGGGGGGGGGGGGGGGGGGGGGGGGGGGGGGGGGGGGGGGGGGGGGGGGGGGGGGGGGGGGGGGGGGGGGGGGGGAGGUGGGUAGGGGGGGGGGGGGGGGGGGGGGGGGGGGGGGGGGGGGGGGGGGGGGGGGGGGGGGGGGGGGGGGGGGGGGGGGGGGGGGGGGGGGGGGGGGGGGGGGGGGGGGGGGGGGGGGGGGGGGGGGGGGGGGGGGGGGGGGGGGGGGGGGGGGGGGGGGGGGGGGGGGGGGGGGGGGGGGGGGGGGGGGGGGGGGGGGGGGGGGGGGGGGGGGGGGGGGGGGGGGGGGGGGGGGGGGGGGGGGGGGGGGGGGGGGGGGGGGGGGGGGGGGGGGGGGGGGGGGGGGGGGGGGGGGGGGGGGGGGGGGGGGGGGGGGGGGGGGGGGGGGGGGGGGGGGGGGGGGGGGGGGGGGGGGGGGGGGGGGGGGGGGGGGGGGGGGGGGGGGGGGGGGGGGGGGGGGGGGGGGGGGGGGGGGGGGGGGGGGGGGGGGGGGGGGGGGGGGGGGGGGGGGGGGGGGGGGGGGGGGGGGGGGGGGGGGGGGGGGGGGGGGGGGGGGGGGGGGGGGGGGGGGGGGGGGGGGGGGGGGGGGGGGGGGGGGGGGGGGGGGGGGGGGGGGGGGGGGGGGGGGGGGGGGGGGGGGGGGGGGGGGGGGGGGGGGGGGGGGGGGGGGGGGGGGGGGGGGGGGGGGGGGGGGGGGGGGGGGGGGGGGGGGGGGGGGGGGGGGGGGGGGGGGGGGGGGGGGGGGGGGGGGGGGGGGGGGGGGGGGGGGGGGGGGGGGGGGGGGGGGGGGGGGGGGGGGGGGGGGGGGGGGGGGGGGGGGGGGGGGGGGGGGGGGGGGGGGGGGGGGGGGGGGGGGGGGGGGGGGGGGGGGGGGGGGGGGGGGGGGGGGGGGGGGGGGGGGGGGGGGGGGGGGGGGGGGGGGGGGGGGGGGGGGGGGGGGGGGGGGGGGGGGGGGGGGGGGGGGGGGGGGGGGGGGGGGGGGGGGGGGGGGGGGGGGGGGGGGGGGGGGGGGGGGGGGGGGGGGGGGGGGGGGGGGGGGGGGGGGGGGGGGGGGGGGGGGGGGGGGGGGGGGGGGGGGGGGGGGGGGGGGGGGGGGGGGGGGGGGGGGGGGGGGGGGGGGGGGGGGGGGGGGGGGGGGGGGGGGGGGGUGGGGGGGGGGGGGGGGGGGGGGGGGGGGGGGGGGGGGGGGGGGGGGGGGGGGGGGGGGGGGGGGGGGGGGGGGGGGGGGGGGGGGGGGGGGGGGGGGGGGGGGGGGGGGGGGGGGGGGGGGGGGGGGGGGGGGGGGGGGGGGGGGGGGGGGGGGGGGGGGGGGGGGGGGGGGGGGGGGGGGGGGGGGGGGGGGGGGGGGGGGGGGGGGGGGGGGGGGGGGGGGGGGGGGGGGGGGGGGGGGGGGGGGGGGGGGGGGGGGGGGGGGGGGGGGGGGGGGGGGGGGGGGGGGGGGGGGGGGGGGGGGGGGGGGGGGGGGGGGGGGGGGGGGGGGGGGGGGGGGGGGGGGGGGGGGGGGGGGGGGGGGGGGGGGGGGGGGGGGGGGGGGGGGGGGGGGGGGGGGGGGGGGGGGGGGGGGGGGGGGGGGGGGGGGGGGGGGGGGGGGGGGGGGGGGGGGGGGGGGGGGGGGGGGGGGGGGGGGGGGGGGGGGGGGGGGGGGGGGGGGGGGGGGGGGGGGGGGGGGGGGGGGGGGGGGGGGGGGGGGGGGGGGGGGGGGGGGGGGGGGGGGGGGGGGGGGGGGGGGGGGGGGGGGGGGGGGGGGGGGGGGGGGGGGGGGGGGGGGGGGGGGGGGGGGGGGGGGGGGGGGGGGGGGGGGGGGGGGGGGGGGGGGGGGGGGGGGGGGGGGGGGGGGGGGGGGGGGGGGGGGGGGGGGGGGGGGGGGGGGGGGGGGGGGGGGGGGGGGGGGGGGGGGGGGGGGGGGGGGGGGGGGGGGGGGGGGGGGGGGGGGGGGGGGGGGGGGGGGGGGGGGGGGGGGGGGGGGGGGGGGGGGGGGGGGGGGGGGGGGGGGGGGGGGGGGGGGGGGGGGGGGGGGGGGGGGGGGGGGGGGGGGGGGGGGGGGGGGGGGGGGGGGGGGGGGGGGGGGGGGGGGGGGGGGGGGGGGGGGGGGGGGGGGGGGGGGGGGGGGGGGGGGGGGGGGGGGGGGGGGGGGGGGGGGGGGGGGGGGGGGGGGGGGGGGGGGGGGGGGGGGGGGGGGGGGGGGGGGGGGGGGGGGGGGGGGGGGGGGGGGGGGGGGGGGGGGGGGGGGGGGGGGGGGGGGGGGGGGGGGGGGGGGGGGGGGGGGGGGGGGGGGGGGGGGGGGGGGGGGGGGGGGGGGGGGGGGGGGGGGGGGGGGGGGGGGGGGGGGGGGGGGGGGGGGGGGGGGGGGGGGGGGGGGGGGGGGGGGGGGGGGGGGGGGGGGGGGGGGGGGGGGGGGGGGGGGGGGGGGGGGGGGGGGGGGGGGGGGGGGGGGGGGGGGGGGGGGGGGGGGGGGGGGGGGGGGGGGGGGGGGGGGGGGGGGGGGGGGGGGGGGGGGGGGGGGGGGGGGGGGGGGGGGGGGGGGGGGGGGGGGGGGGGGGGGGGGGGGGGGGGGGGGGGGGGGGGGGGGGGGGGGGGGGGGGGGGGGGGGGGGGGGGGGGGGGGGGGGGGGGGGGGGGGGGGGGGGGGGGGGGGGGGGGGGGGGGGGGGGGGGGGGGGGGGGGGGGGGGGGGGGGGGGGGGGGGGGGGGGGGGGGGGGGGGGGGGGGGGGGGGGGGGGGGGGGGGGGGGGGGGGGGGGGGGGGGGGGGGGGGGGGGGGGGGGGGGGGGGGGGGGGGGGGGGGGGGGGGGGGGGGGGGGGGGGGGGGGGGGGGGGGGGGGGGGGGGGGGGGGGGGGGGGGGGGGGGGGGGGGGGGGGGGGGGGGGGGGGGGGGGGGGGGGGGGGGGGGGGGGGGGGGGGGGGGGGGGGGGGGGGGGGGGGGGGGGGGGGGGGGGGGGGGGGGGGGGGGGGGGGGGGGGGGGGGGGGGGGGGGGGGGGGGGGGGGGGGGGGGGGGGGGGGGGGGGGGGGGGGGGGGGGGGGGGGGGGGGGGGGGGGGGGGGGGGGGGGGGGGGGGGGGGGGGGGGGGGGGGGGGGGGGGGGGGGGGGGGGGGGGGGGGGGGGGGGGGGGGGGGGGGGGGGGGGGGGGGGGGGGGGGGGGGGGGGGGGGGGGGGGGGGGGGGGGGGGGGGGGGGGGGGGGGGGGGGGGGGGGGGGGGGGGGGGGGGGGGGGGGGGGGGGGGGGGGGGGGGGGGGGGGGGGGGGGGGGGGGGGGGGGGGGGGGGGGGGGGGGGGGGGGGGGGGGGGGGGGGGGGGGGGGGGGGGGGGGGGGGGGGGGGGGGGGGGGGGGGGGGGGGGGGGGGGGGGGGGGGGGGGGGGGGGGGGGGGGGGGGGGGGGGGGGGGGGGGGGGGGGGGGGGGGGGGGGGGGGGGGGGGGGGGGGGGGGGGGGGGGGGGGGGGGGGGGGGGGGGGGGGGGGGGGGGGGGGGGGGGGGGGGGGGGGGGGGGGGGGGGGGGGGGGGGGGGGGGGGGGGGGGGGGGGGGGGGGGGGGGGGGGGGGGGGGGGGGGGGGGGGGGGGGGGGGGGGGGGGGGGGGGGGGGGGGGGGGGGGGGGGGGGGGGGGGGGGGGGGGGGGGGGGGGGGGGGGGGGGGGGGGGGGGGGGGGGGGGGGGGGGGGGGGGGGGGGGGGGGGGGGGGGGGGGGGGGGGGGGGGGGGGGGGGGGGGGGGGGGGGGGGGGGGGGGGGGGGGGGGGGGGGGGGGGGGGGGGGGGGGGGGGGUGGGGGGGGGGGGGGGGGGGGGGGGGGGGGGGGGGGGGGGGGGGGGGGGGGGGGGGGGGGGGGGGGGGGGGGGGGGGGGGGGGGGGGGGGGGGGGGGGGGGGGGGGGGGGGGGGGGGGGGGGGGGGGGGGGGGGGGGGGGGGGGGGGGGGGGGGGGGGGGGGGGGGGGGGGGGGGGGGGGGGGGGGGGGGGGGGGGGGGGGGGGGGGGGGGGGGGGGGGGGGGGGGGGGGGGGGGGGGGGGGGGGGGGGGGGGGGGGGGGGGGGGGGGGGGGGGGGGGGGGGGGGGGGGGGGGGGGGGGGGGGGGGGGGGGGGGGGGGGGGGGGGGGGGGGGGGGGGGGGGGGGGGGGGGGGGGGGGGGGGGGGGGGGGGGGGGGGGGGGGGGGGGGGGGGGGGGGGGGGGGGGGGGGGGGGGGGGGGGGGGGGGGGGGGGGGGGGGGGGGGGGGGGGGGGGGGGGGGGGGGGGGGGGGGGGGGGGGGGGGGGGGGGGGGGGGGGGGGGGGGGGGGGGGGGGGGGGGGGGGGGGGGGGGGGGGGGGGGGGGGGGGGGGGGGGGGGGGGGGGGGGGGGGGGGGGGGGGGGGGGGGGGGGGGGGGGGGGGGGGGGGGGGGGGGGGGGGGGGGGGGGGGGGGGGGGGGGGGGGGGGGGGGGGGGGGGGGGGGGGGGGGGGGGGGGGGGGGGGGGGGGGGGGGGGGGGGGGGGGGGGGGGGGGGGGGGGGGGGGGGGGGGGGGGGGGGGGGGGGGGGGGGGGGGGGGGGGGGGGGGGGGGGGGGGGGGGGGGGGGGGGGGGGGGGGGGGGGGGGGGGGGGGGGGGGGGGGGGGGGGGGGGGGGGGGGGGGGGGGGGGGGGGGGGGGGGGGGGGGGGGGGGGGGGGGGGGGGGGGGGGGGGGGGGGGGGGGGGGGGGGGGGGGGGGGGGGGGGGGGGGGGGGGGGGGGGGGGGGGGGGGGGGGGGGGGGGGGGGGGGGGGGGGGGGGGGGGGGGGGGGGGGGGGGGGGGGGGGGGGGGGGGGGGGGGGGGGGGGGGGGGGGGGGGGGGGGGGGGGGGGGGGGGGGGGGGGGGGGGGGGGGGGGGGGGGGGGGGGGGGGGGGGGGGGGGGGGGGGGGGGGGGGGGGGGGGGGGGGGGGGGGGGGGGGGGGGGGGGGGGGGGGGGGGGGGGGGGGGGGGGGGGGGGGGGGGGGGGGGGGGGGGGGGGGGGGGGGGGGGGGGGGGGGGGGGGGGGGGGGGGGGGGGGGGGGGGGGGGGGGGGGGGGGGGGGGGGGGGGGGGGGGGGGGGGGGGGGGGGGGGGGGGGGGGGGGGGGGGGGGGGGGGGGGGGGGGGGGGGGGGGGGGGGGGGGGGGGGGGGGGGGGGGGGGGGGGGGGGGGGGGGGGGGGGGGGGGGGGGGGGGGGGGGGGGGGGGGGGGGGGGGGGGGGGGGGGGGGGGGGGGGGGGGGGGGGGGGGGGGGGGGGGGGGGGGGGGGGGGGGGGGGGGGGGGGGGGGGGGGGGGGGGGGGGGGGGGGGGGGGGGGGGGGGGGGGGGGGGGGGGGGGGGGGGGGGGGGGGGGGGGGGGGGGGGGGGGGGGGGGGGGGGGGGGGGGGGGGGGGGGGGGGGGGGGGGGGGGGGGGGGGGGGGGGGGGGGGGGGGGGGGGGGGGGGGGGGGGGGGGGGGGGGGGGGGGGGGGGGGGGGGGGGGGGGGGGGGGGGGGGGGGGGGGGGGGGGGGGGGGGGGGGGGGGGGGGGGGGGGGGGGGGGGGGGGGGGGGGGGGGGGGGGGGGGGGGGGGGGGGGGGGGGGGGGGGGGGGGGGGGGGGGGGGGGGGGGGGGGGGGGGGGGGGGGGGGGGGGGGGGGGGGGGGGGGGGGGGGGGGGGGGGGGGGAGGGGGGGGGGGGGGGGGGGGGGGGGGGGGGGGGGGGGGGGGGGGGGGGGGGGGGGGGGGGGGGGGGGGGGGGGGGGGGGGGGGGGGGGGGGGGGGGGGGGGGGGGGGGGGGGGGGGGGGGGGGGGGGGGGGGGGGGGGGGGGGGGGGGGGGGGGGGGGGGGGGGGGGGGGGGGGGGGGGGGGGGGGGGGGGGGGGGGGGGGGGGGGGGGGGUGGGGGGGGGGGGGGGGGGGGGGGGGGGGGGGGGGGGGGGGGGGGGGGGGGGGGGGGGGGGGGGGGGGGGGGGGGGGGGGGGGGGGGGGGGGGGGGGGGGGGGGGGGGGGGGGGGGGGGGGGGGGGGGGGGGGGGGGGGGGGGGGGGGGGGGGGGGGGGGGGGGGGGGGGGGGGGGGGGGGGGGGGGGGGGGGGGGGGGGGGGGGGGGGGGGGGGGGGGGGGGGGGGGGGGGGGGGGGGGGGGGGGGGGGGGGGGGGGGGGGGGGGGGGGGGGGGGGGGGGGGGGGGGGGGGGGGGGGGGGGGGGGGGGGGGGGGGGGGGGGGGGGGGGGGGGGGGGGGGGGGGGGGGGGGGGGGGGGGGGGGGGGGGGGGGGGGGGGGGGGGGGGGGGGGGGGGGGGGGGGGGGGGGGGGGGGGGGGGGGGGGGGGGGGGGGGGGGGGGGGGGGGGGGGGGGGGGGGGGGGGGGGGGGGGGGGGGGGGGGGGGGGGGGGGGGGGGGGGGGGGGGGGGGGGGGGGGGGGGGGGGGGGGGGGGGGGGGGGGGGGGGGGGGGGGGGGGGGGGGGGGGGGGGGGGGGGGGGGGGGGGGGGGGGGGGGGGGGGGGGGGGGGGGGGGGGGGGGGGGGGGGGGGGGGGGGGGGGGGGGGGGGGGGGGGGGGGGGGGGGGGGGGGGGGGGGGGGGGGGGGGGGGGGGGGGGGGGGGGGGGGGGGGGGGGGGGGGGGGGGGGGGGGGGGGGGGGGGGGGGGGGGGGGGGGGGGGGGGGGGGGGGGGGGGGGGGGGGGGGGGGGGGGGGGGGGGGGGGGGGGGGGGGGGGGGGGGGGGGGGGGGGGGGGGGGGGGGGGGGGGGGGGGGGGGGGGGGGGGGGGGGGGGGGGGGGGGGGGGGGGGGGGGGGGGGGGGGGGGGGGGGGGGGGGGGGGGGGGGGGGGGGGGGGGGGGGGGGGGGGGGGGGGGGGGGGGGGGGGGGGGGGGGGGGGGGGGGGGGGGGGGGGGGGGGGGGGGGGGGGGGGGGGGGGGGGGGGGGGGGGGGGGGGGGGGGGGGGGGGGGGGGGGGGGGGGGGGGGGGGGGGGGGGGGGGGGGGGGGGGGGGGGGGGGGGGGGGGGGGGGGGGGGGGGGGGGGUGGGGGGGGGGGGGGGGGGGGGGGGGGGGGGGGGGGGGGGGGGGGGGGGGGGGGGGGGGGGGGGGGGGGGGGGGGGGGGGGGGGGGGGGGGGGGGGGGGGGGGGGGGGGGGGGGGGGGGGGGGGGGGGGGGGGGGGGGGGGGGGGGGGGGGGGGGGGGGGGGGGGGGGGGGGGGGGGGGGGGGGGGGGGGGGGGGGGGGGGGGGGGGGGGGGGGGGGGGGGGGGGGGGGGGGGGGGGGGGGGGGGGGGGGGGGGGGGGGGGGGGGGGGGGGGGGGGUGGGGGGGGGGGGGGGGGGGGGGGGGGGGGGGGGGGGGGGGGGGGGGGGGGGGGGGGGGGGGGGGGGGGGGGGGGGGGGGGGGGGGGGGGGGGGGGGGGGGGGGGGGGGGGGGGGGGGGGGGGGGGGGGGGGGGGGGGGGGGGGGGGGGGGGGGGGGGGGGGGGGGGGGGGGGGGGGGGGGGGGGGGGGGGGGGGGGGGGGGGGGGGGGGGGGGGGGGGGGGGGGGGGGGGGGGGGGGGGGGGGGGGGGGGGGGGGGGGGGGGGGGGGGGGGGGGGGGGGGGGGGGGGGGGGGGGGGGGGGGGGGGGGGGGGGGGGGGGGGGGGGGGGGGGGGGGGGGGGGGGGGGGGGGGGGGGGGGGGGGGGGGGGGGGGGGGGGGGGGGGGGGGGGGGGGGGGGGGGGGGGGGGGGGGGGGGGGGGGGGGGGGGGGGGGGGGGGGGGGGGGGGGGGGGGGGGGGGGGGGGGGGGGGGGGGGGGGGGGGGGGGGGGGGGGGGGGGGGGGGGGGGGGGGGGGGGGGGGGGGGGGGGGGGGGGGGGGGGGGGGGGGGGGGGGGGGGGGGGGGGGGGGGGGGGGGGGGGGGGGGGGGGGGGGGGGGGGGGGGGGGGGGGGGGGGGGGGGGGGGGGGGGGGGGGGGGGGGGGGGGGGGGGGGGGGGGGGGGGGGGGGGGGGGGGGGGGGGGGGGGGGGGGGGGGGGGGGGGGGUUGGGGGGGGGGGGGGGGGGGGGGGGGGGGGGGGGGGGGGGGGGGGGGGGGGGGGGGGGGGGGGGGGGGGGGGGGGGGGGGGGGGGGGGGGGGGGGGGGGGGGGGGGGGGGGGGGGGGGGGGGGGGGGGGGGGGGGGGGGGGGGGGGGGGGGGGGGGGGGGGGGGGGGGGGGGGGGGGGGGGGGGGGGGGGGGGGGGGGGGGGGGGGGGGGGGGGGGGGGGGGGGGGGGGGGGGGGGGGGGGGGGGGGGGGGGGGGGGGGGGGGGGGGGGGGGGGUGGGGGGGGGGGGGGGGGGGGGGGGGGGGGGGGGGGGGGGGGGGGGGGGGGGGGGGGGGGGGGGGGGGGGGGGGGGGGGGGGGGGGGGGGGGGGGGGGGGGGGGGGGGGGGGGGGGGGGGGGGGGGGGGGGGGGGGGGGGGGGGGGGGGGGGGGGGGGGGGGGGGGGGGGGGGGGGGGGGGGGGGGGGGGGGUGGGGGGGGGGGGGGGGGGGGGGGGGGGGGGGGGGGGGGGGGGGGGGGGGGGGGGGGGGGGGGGGGGGGGGGGGGGGGGGGGGGGGGGGGGGGGGGGGGGGGGGGGGGGGGGGGGGGGGGGGGGGGGGGGGGGGGGGGGGGGGGGGGGGGGGGGGGGGGGGGGGGGGGGGGGGGGGGGGGGGGGGGGGGGGGGGGGGGGGGGGGGGGGGGGGGGGGGGGGGGGGGGGGGGGGGGGGGGGGGGGGGGGGGGGGGGGGGGGGGGGGGGGGGGGGGGGGGGGGGGGGGGGGGGGGGGGGGGGGGGGGGGGGGGGGGGGGGGGGGGGGGGGGGGGGGGGGGGGGGGGGGUGGGGGGGGGGGGGGGGGGGGGGGGGGGGGGGGGGGGGGGGGGGGGGGGGGGGGGGGGGGGGGGGGGGGGGGGGGGGGGGGGGGGGGGGGGGGGGGGGGGGGGGGGGGGGGGGGGGGGGGGGGGGGGGGGGGGGGGGGGGGGGGGGGGGGGGGGGGGGGGGGGGGGGGGGGGGGGGGGGGGGGGGGGGGGGGGGGGGGGGGGGGGGGGGGGGGGGGGGGGGGGGGGGGGGGGGGGGGGGGGGGGGGGGGGGGGGGGGGGGGGGGGGGGGGGGGGGGGGGGGGGGGGGGGGGGGGGGGGGGGGGGGGGGGGGGGGGGGGGGGGGGGGGGGGGGGUGGGGGGGGGGGGGGGGGGGGGGGGGGGGGGGGGGGGGGGGGGGGGGGGGGGGGGGGGGGGGGGGGGGGGGGGGGGGGGGGGGGUGGGGGGGGGGGGGGGGGGGGGGGGGGGGGGGGGGGGGGGGGGGGGGGGGGGGGGGGGGGGGGGGGGGGGGGGGGGGGGGGGGGGGGGGGGGGGGGGGGGGGGGGGGGGGGGGGGGGGGGGGGGGGGGGGGGGGGGGGGGGGGGGGGGGGGGGGGGGGGGGGGGGGGGGGGGGGGGGGGGGGGGGGGGGGGGGGGGGGGGGGGGGGGGGGGGGGGGGGGGGGGGGGGGGGGGGGGGGGGGGGGGGGGGGGGGGGGGGGGGGGGGGGGGGGGGGGGGGGGGGGGGGGGGGGGGGGGGGGGGGGGGGGGGGGGGGGGGGGGGGGGGGGGGGGGGGGGGGGGGGGGGGGGGGGGGGGGGGGGGGGGGGGGGGGGGGGGGGGGGGGGGGGGGGGGGGGGGGGGGGGGGGGGGGGGGGGGGGGGGGGGGGGGGGGGGGGGGGGGGGGGGGGGGGGGGGGGGGGGGGGGGGGGGGGGGGGGGGGGGGGGGGGGGGGGGGGGGGGGGGGGGGGGGGGGGGGGGGGGGGGGGGGGGGGGGGGGGGGGGGGGGGGGGGGGGGGGGGGGGGGGGGGGGGGGGGGGGGGGGGGGGGGGGGGGGGGGGGGGGGGGGGGGGGGGGGGGGGGGGGGGGGGGGGGGGGGGGGGGGGGGGGGGGGGGGGGGGGGGGGGGGGGGGGGGGGGGGGGGGGGGGGGGGGGGGGGGGGGGGGGGGGGGGGGGGGGGGGGGGGGGGGGGGGGGGGGGGGGGGGGGGGGGGGGGGGGGGGGGGGGGGGGGGGGGGGGGGGGGGGGGGGGGGGGGGGGGGGGGGGGGGGGGGGGGGGGGGGGGGGGGGGGGGGGGGGGGGGGGGGGGGGGGGGGGGGGGGGGGGGGGGGGGGGGGGGGGGGGGGGGGGGGGGGGGGGGGGGGGGGGGGGGGGGGGGGGGGGGGGGGGGGGGGGGGGGGGGGGGGGGGGGGGGGGGGGGGGGGGGGGGGGGGGGGGGGGGGGGGGGGGGGGGGGGGGGGGGGGGGGGGGGGGGGGGGGGGGGGGGGGGGGGGGGGGGGGGGGGGGGGGGGGGGGGGGGGGGGGGGGGGGGGGGGGGGGGGGGGGGGGGGGGGGGGGGGGGGGGGGGGGGGGGGGGGGGGGGGGGGGGGGGGGGGGGGGGGGGGGGGGGGGGGGGGGGGGGGGGGGGGGGGGGGGGGGGGGGGGGGGGGGGGGGGGGGGGGGGGGGGGGGGGGGGGGGGGGGGGGGGGGGGGGGGGGGGGGGGGGGGGGGGGGGGGGGGGGGGGGGGGGGGGGGGGGGGGGGGGGGGGGGGGGGGGGGGGGGGGGGGGGGGGGGGGGGGGGGGGGGGGGGGGGGGGGGGGGGGGGGGGGGGGGGGGGGGGGGGGGGGGGGGGGGGGGGGGGGGGGGGGGGGGGGGGGGGGGGGGGGGGGGGGGGGGGGGGGGGGGGGGGGGGGGGGGGGGGGGGGGGGGGGGGGGGGGGGGGGGGGGGGGGGGGGGGGGGGGGGGGGGGGGGGGGGGGGGGGGGGGGGGGGGGGGGGGGGGGGGGGGGGGGGGGGGGGGGGGGGGGGGGGGGGGGGGGGGGGGGGGGGGGGGGGGGGGGGGGGGGGGGGGGGGGGGGGGGGGGGGGGGGGGGGGGGGGGGGGGGGGGGGGGGGGGGGGGGGGGGGGGGGGGGGGGGGGGGGGGGGGGGGGGGGGGGGGGGGGGGGGGGGGGGGGGGGGGGGGGGGGGGGGGGGGGGGGGGGGGGGGGGGGGGGGGGGGGGGGGGGGGGGGGGGGGGGGGGGGGGGGGGGGGGGGGGGGGGGGGGGGGGGGGGGGGGGGGGGGGGGGGGGGGGGGGGGGGGGGGGGGGGGGGGGGGGGGGGGGGGGGGGGGGGGGGGGGGGGGGGGGGGGGGGGGGGGGGGGGGGGGGGGGGGGGGGGGGGGGGGGGGGGGGGGGGGGGGGGGGGGGGGGGGGGGGGGGGGGGGGGGGGGGGGGGGGGGGGGGGGGGGGGGGGGGGGGGGGGGGGGGGGGGGGGGGGGGGGGGGGGGGGGGGGGGGGGGGGGGGGGGGGGGGGGGGGGGGGGGGGGGGGGGGGGGGGGGGGGGGGGGGGGGGGGGGGGGGGGGGGGGGGGGGGGGGGGGGGGGGGGGGGGGGGGGGGGGGGGGGGGGGGGGGGGGGGGGGGGGGGGGGGGGGGGGGGGGGGGGGGGGGGGGGGGGGGGGGGGGGGGGGGGGGGGGGGGGGGGGGGGGGGGGGGGGGGGGGGGGGGGGGGGGGGGGGGGGGGGGGGGGGGGGGGGGGGGGGGGGGGGGGGGGGGGGGGGGGGGGGGGGGGGGGGGGGGGGGGGGGGGGGGGGGGGGGGGGGGGGGGGGGGGGGGGGGGGGGGGGGGGGGGGGGGGGGGGGGGGGGGGGGGGGGGGGGGGGGGGGGGGGGGGGGGGGGGGGGGGGGGGGGGGGGGUGGGGGGGGGGGGGGGGGGGGGGGGGGGGGGGGGGGGGGGGGGGGGGGGGGGGGGGGGGGGGGGGGGGGGGGGGGGGGGGGGGGGGGGGGGGGGGGGGGGGGGGGGGGGGGGGGGGGGGGGGGGGGGGGGGGGGGGGGGGGGGGGGGGGGGGGGGGGGGGGGGGGGGGGGGGGGGGGGGGGGGGGGGGGGGGGGGGGGGGGGGGGGGGGGGGGGGGGGGGGGGGGGGGGGGGGGGGGGGGGGGGGGGGGGGGGGGGGGGGGGGGGGGGGGGGGGGGGGGGGGGGGGGGGGGGGGGGGGGGGGGGGGGGGGGGGGGGGGGGGGGGGGGGGGGGGGGGGGGGGGGGGGGGGGGGGGGGGGGGGGGGGGGGGGGGGGGGGGGGGGGGGGGGGGGGGGGGGGGGGGGGGGGGGGGGGGGGGGGGGGGGGGGGGGGGGGGGGGGGGGGGGGGGGGGGGGGGGGGGGGGGGGGGGGGGGGGGGGGGGGGGGGGGGGGGGGGGGGGGGGGGGGGGGGGGGGGGGGGGGGGGGGGGGGGGGGGGGGGGGGGGGGGGGGGGGGGGGGGGGGGGGGGGGGGGGGGGGGGGGGGGGGGGGGGGGGGGGGGGGGGGGGGGGGGGGGGGGGGGGGGGGGGGGGGGGGGGGGGGGGGGGGGGGGGGGGGGGGGGGGGGGGGGGGGGGGGGGGGGGGGGGGGGGGGGGGGGGGGGGGGGGGGGGGGGGGGGGGGGGGGGGGGGGGGGGGGGGGGGGGGGGGGGGGGGGGGGGGGGGGGGGGGGGGGGGGGGGGGGGGGGGGGGGGGGGGGGGGGGGGGGGGGGGGGGGGGGGGGGGGGGGGGGGGGGGGGGGGGGGGGGGGGGGGGGGGGGGGGGGGGGGGGGGGGGGGGGGGGGGGGGGGGGGGGGGGGGGGGGGGGGGGGGGGGGGGGGGGGGGGGGGGGGGGGGGGGGGGGGGGGGGGGGGGGGGGGGGGGGGGGGGGGGGGGGGGGGGGGGGGGGGGGGGGGGGGGGGGGGGGGGGGGGGGGGGUGGGGGGGGGGGGGGGGGGGGGGGGGGGGGGGGGGGGGGGGGGGGGGGGGGGGGGGGGGGGGGGGGGGGGGGGGGGGGGGGGGGGGGGGGGGGGGGGGGGGGGGGGGGGGGGGGGGGGGGGGGGGGGGGGGGGGGGGGGGGGGGGGGGGGGGGGGGGGGGGGGGGGGGGGGGGGGGGGGGGGGGGGGGGGGGGGGGGGGGGGGGGGGGGGGGGGGGGGGGGGGGGGGGGGGGGGGGGGGGGGGGGGGGGGGGGGGGGGGGGGGGGGGGGGGGGGGGGGGGGGGGGGGGGGGGGGGGGGGGGGGGGGGGGGGGGGGGGGGGGGGGGGGGGGGGGGGGGGGGGGGGGGGGGGGGGGGGGGGGGGGGGGGGGGGGGGGGGGGGGGGGGGGGGGGGGGGGGGGGGGGGGGGGGGGGGGGGGGGGGGGGGGGGGGGGGGGGGGGGGGGGGGGGGGGGGGGGGGGGGGGGGGGGGGGGGGGGGGGGGGGGGGGGGGGGGGGGGGGGGGGGGGGGGGGGGGGGGGGGGGGGGGGGGGGGGGGGGGGGGGGGGGGGGGGGGGGGGGGGGGGGGGGGGGGGGGGGGGGGGGGGGGGGGGGGGGGGGGGGGGGGGGGGGGGGGGGGGGGGGGGGGGGGGGGGGGGGGGGGGGGGGGGGGGGGGGGGGGGGGGGGGGGGGGGGGGGGGGGGGGGGGGGGGGGGGGGGGGGGGGGGGGGGGGGGGGGGGGGGGGGGGGGGGGGGGGGGGGGGGGGGGGGGGGGGGGGGGGGGGGGGGGGGGGGGGGGGGGGGGGGGGGGGGGGGGGGGGGGGGGGGGGGGGGGGGGGGGGGGGGGGGGGGGGGGGGGGGGGGGGGGGGGGGGGGGGGGGGGGGGGGGGGGGGGGGGGGGGGGGGGGGGGGGGGGGGGGGGGGGGGGGGGGGGGGGGGGGGGGGGGGGGGGGGGGGGGGGGGGGGGGGGGGGGGGGGGGGGGGGGGGGGGGGGGGGGGGGGGGGGGGGGGGGGGGGGGGGGGGGGGGGGGGGGGGGGGGGGGGGGGGGGGGGGGGGGGGGGGGGGGGGGGGGGGGGGGGGGGGGGGGGGGGGGGGGGGGGGGGGGGGGGGGGGGGGGGGGGGGGGGGGGGGGGGGGGGGGGGGGGGGGGGGGGGGGGGGGGGGGGGGGGGGGGGGGGGGGGGGGGGGGGGGGGGGGGGGGGGGGGGGGGGGGGGGGGGGGGGGGGGGGGGGGGGGGGGGGGGGGGGGGGGGGGGGGGGGGGGGGGGGGGGGGGGGGGGGGGGGGGGGGGGGGGGGGGGGGGGGGGGGGGGGGGGGGGGGGGGGGGGGGGGGGGGGGGGGGGGGGGGGGGGGGGGGGGGGGGGGGGGGGGGGGGGGGGGGGGGGGGGGGGGGGGGGGGGGGGGGGGGGGGGGGGGGGGGGGGGGGGGGGGGGGGGGGGGGGGGGGGGGGGGGGGGGGGGGGGGGGGGGGGGGGGGGGGGGGGGGGGGGGGGGGGGGGGGGGGGGGGGGGGGGGGGGGGGGGGGGGGGGGGGGGGGGGGGGGGGGGGGGGGGGGGGGGGGGGGGGGGGGGGGGGGGGGGGGGGGGGGGGGGGGGGGGGGGGGGGGGGGGGGGGGGGGGGGGGGGGGGGGGGGGGGGGGGGGGGGGGGGGGGGGGGGGGGGGGGGGGGGGGGGGGGGGGGGGGGGGGGGGGGGGGGGGGGGGGGGGGGGGGGGGGGGGGGGGGGGGGGGGGGGGGGGGGGGGGGGGGGGGGGGGGGGGGGGGGGGGGGGGGGGGGGGGGGGGGGGGGGGGGGGGGGGGGGGGGGGGGGGGGGGGGGGGGGGGGGGGGGGGGGGGGGGGGGGGGGGGGGGGGGGGGGGGGGGGGGGGGGGGGGGGGGGGGGGGGGGGGGGGGGGGGGGGGGGGGGGGGGGGGGGGGGGGGGGGGGGGGGGGGGGGGGGGGGGGGGGGGGGGGGGGGGGGGGGGGGGGGGGGGGGGGGGGGGGGGGGGGGGGGGGGGGGGGGGGGGGGGGGGGGGGGGGGGGGGGGGGGGGGGGGGGGGGGGGGGGGGGGGGGGGGGGGGGGGGGGGGGGGGGGGGGGGGGGGGGGGGGGGGGGGGGGGGGGGGGGGGGGGGGGGGGGGGGGGGGGGGGGGGGGGGGGGGGGGGGGGGGGGGGGGGGGGGGGGGGGGGGGGGGGGGGGGGGGGGGGGGGGGGGGGGGGGGGGGGGGGGGGGGGGGGGGGGGGGGGGGGGGGGGGGGGGGGGGGGGGGGGGGGGGGGGGGGGGGGGGGGGGGGGGGGGGGGGGGGGGGGGGGGGGGGGGGGGGGGGGGGGGGGGGGGGGGGGGGGGGGGGGGGGGGGGGGGGGGGGGGGGGGGGGGGGGGGGGGGGGGGGGGGGGGGGGGGGGGGGGGGGGGGGGGGGGGGGGGGGGGGGGGGGGGGGGGGGGGGGGGGGGGGGGGGGGGGGGGGGGGGGGGGGGGGGGGGGGGGGGGGGGGGGGGGGGGGGGGGGGGGGGGGGGGGGGGGGGGGGGGGGGGGGGGGGGGGGGGGGGGGGGGGGGGGGGGGGGGGGGGGGGGGGGGGGGGGGGGGGGGGGGGGGGGGGGGGGGGGGGGGGGGGGGGGGGGGGGGGGGGGGGGGGGGGGGGGGGGGGGGGGGGGGGGGGGGGGGGGGGGGGGGGGGGGGGGGGGGGGGGGGGGGGGGGGGGGGGGGGGGGGGGGGGGGGGGGGGGGGGGGGGGGGGGGGGGGGGGGGGGGGGGGGGGGGGGGGGGGGGGGGGGGGGGGGGGGGGGGGGGGGGGGGGGGGGGGGGGGGGGGGGGGGGGGGGGGGGGGGGGGGGGGGGGGGGGGGGGGGGGGGGGGGGGGGGGGGGGGGGGGGGGGGGGGGGGGGGGGGGGGGGGGGGGGGGGGGGGGGGGGGGGGGGGGGGGGGGGGGGGGGGGGGGGGGGGGGGGGGGGGGGGGGGGGGGGGGGGGGGGGGGGGGGGGGGGGGGGGGGGGGGGGGGGGGGGGGGGGGGGGGGGGGGGGGGGGGGGGGGGGGGGGGGGGGGGGGGGGGGGGGGGGGGGGGGGGGGGGGGGGGGGGGGGGGGGGGGGGGGGGGGGGGGGGGGGGGGGGGGGGGGGGGGGGGGGGGGGGGGGGGGGGGGGGGGGGGGGGGGGGGGGGGGGGGGGGGGGGGGGGGGGGGGGGGGGGGGGGGGGGGGGGGGGGGGGGGGGGGGGGGGGGGGGGGGGGGGGGGGGGGGGGGGGGGGGGGGGGGGGGGGGGGGGGGGGGGGGGGGGGGGGGGGGGGGGGGGGGGGGGGGGGGGGGGGGGGGGGGGGGGGGGGGGGGGGGGGGGGGGGGGGGGGGGGGGGGGGGGGGGGGGGGGGGGGGGGGGGGGGGGGGGGGGGGGGGGGGGGGGGGGGGGGGGGGGGGGGGGGGGGGGGGGGGGGGGGGGGGGGGGGGGGGGGGGGGGGGGGGGGGGGGGGGGGGGGGGGGGGGGGGGGGGGGGGGGGGGGGGGGGGGGGGGGGGGGGGGGGGGGGGGGGGGGGGGGGGGGGGGGGGGGGGGGGGGGGGGGGGGGGGGGGGGGGGGGGGGGGGGGGGGGGGGGGGGGGGGGGGGGGGGGGGGGGGGGGGGGGGGGGGGGGGGGGGGGGGGGGGGGGGGGGGGGGGGGGGGGGGGGGGGGGGGGGGGGGGGGGGGGGGGGGGGGGGGGGGGGGGGGGGGGGGGGGGGGGGGGGGGGGGGGGGGGGGGGGGGGGGGGGGGGGGGGGGGGGGGGGGGGGGGGGGGGGGGGGGGGGGGGGGGGGGGGGGGGGGGGGGGGGGGGGGGGGGGGGGGGGGGGGGGGGGGGGGGGGGGGGGGGGGGGGGGGGGGGGGGGGGGGGGGGGGGGGGGGGGGGGGGGGGGGGGGGGGGGGGGGGGGGGGGGGGGGGGGGGGGGGGGGGGGGGGGGGGGGGGGGGGGGGGGGGGGGGGGGGGGGGGGGGGGGGGGGGGGGGGGGGGGGGGGGGGGGGGGGGGGGGGGGGGGGGGGGGGGGGGGGGGGGGGGGGGGGGGGGGGGGGGGGGGGGGGGGGGGGGGGGGGGGGGGGGGGGGGGGGGGGGGGGGGGGGGGGGGGGGGGGGGGGGGGGGGGGGGGGGGGGGGGGGGGGGGGGGGGGGGGGGGGGGGGGGGGGGGGGGGGGGGGGGGGGGGGGGGGGGGGGGGGGGGGGGGGGGGGGGGGGGGGGGGGGGGGGGGGGGGGGGGGGGGGGGGGGGGGGGGGGGGGGGGGGGGGGGGGGGGGGGGGGGGGGGGGGGGGGGGGGGGGGGGGGGGGGGGGGGGGGGGGGGGGGGGGGGGGGGGGGGGGGGGGGGGGGGGGGGGGGGGGGGGGGGGGGGGGGGGGGGGGGGGGGGGGGGGGGGGGGGGGGGGGGGGGGGGGGGGGGGGGGGGGGGGGGGGGGGGGGGGGGGGGGGGGGGGGGGGGGGGGGGGGGGGGGGGGGGGGGGGGGGGGGGGGGGGGGGGGGGGGGGGGGGGGGGGGGGGGGGGGGGGGGGGGGGGGGGGGGGGGGGGGGGGGGGGGGGGGGGGGGGGGGGGGGGGGGGGGGGGGGGGGGGGGGGGGGGGGGGGGGGGGGGGGGGGGGGGGGGGGGGGGGGGGGGGGGGGGGGGGGGGGGGGGGGGGGGGGGGGGGGGGGGGGGGGGGGGGGGGGGGGGGGGGGGGGGGGGGGGGGGGGGGGGGGGGGGGGGGGGGGGGGGGGGGGGGGGGGGGGGGGGGGGGGGGGGGGGGGGGGGGGGGGGGGGGGGGGGGGGGGGGGGGGGGGGGGGGGGGGGGGGGGGGGGGGGGGGGGGGGGGGGGGGGGGGGGGGGGGGGGGGGGGGGGGGGGGGGGGGGGGGGGGGGGGGGGGGGGGGGGGGGGGGGGGGGGGGGGGGGGGGGGGGGGGGGGGGGGGGGGGGGGGGGGGGGGGGGGGGGGGGGGGGGGGGGGGGGGGGGGGGGGGGGGGGGGGGGGGGGGGGGGGGGGGGGGGGGGGGGGGGGGGGGGGGGGGGGGGGGGGGGGGGGGGGGGGGGGGGGGGGGGGGGGGGGGGGGGGGGGGGGGGGGGGGGGGGGGGGGGGGGGGGGGGGGGGGGGGGGGGGGGGGGGGGGGGGGGGGGGGGGGGGGGGGGGGGGGGGGGGGGGGGGGGGGGGGGGGGGGGGGGGGGGGGGGGGGGGGGGGGGGGGGGGGGGGGGGGGGGGGGGGGGGGGGGGGGGGGGGGGGGGGGGGGGGGGGGGGGGGGGGGGGGGGGGGGGGGGGGGGGGGGGGGGGGGGGGGGGGGGGGGGGGGGGGGGGGGGGGGGGGGGGGGGGGGGGGGGGGGGGGGGGGGGGGGGGGGGGGGGGGGGGGGGGGGGGGGGGGGGGGGGGGGGGGGGGGGGGGGGGGGGGGGGGGGGGGGGGGGGGGGGGGGGGGGGGGGGGGGGGGGGGGGGGGGGGGGGGGGGGGGGGGGGGGGGGGGGGGGGGGGGGGGGGGGGGGGGGGGGGGGGGGGGGGGGGGGGGGGGGGGGGGGGGGGGGGGGGGGGGGGGGGGGGGGGGGGGGGGGGGGGGGGGGGGGGGGGGGGGGGGGGGGGGGGGGGGGGGGGGGGGGGGGGGGGGGGGGGGGGGGGGGGGGGGGGGGGGGGGGGGGGGGGGGGGGGGGGGGGGGGGGGGGGGGGGGGGGGGGGGGGGGGGGGGGGGGGGGGGGGGGGGGGGGGGGGGGGGGGGGGGGGGGGGGGGGGGGGGGGGGGGGGGGGGGGGGGGGGGGGGGGGGGGGGGGGGGGGGGGGGGGGGGGGGGGGGGGGGGGGGGGGGGGGGGGGGGGGGGGGGGGGGGGGGGGGGGGGGGGGGGGGGGGGGGGGGGGGGGGGGGGGGGGGGGGGGGGGGGGGGGGGGGGGGGGGGGGGGGGGGGGGGGGGGGGGGGGGGGGGGGGGGGGGGGGGGGGGGGGGGGGGGGGGGGGGGGGGGGGGGGGGGGGGGGGGGGGGGGGGGGGGGGGGGGGGGGGGGGGGGGGGGGGGGGGGGGGGGGGGGGGGGGGGGGGGGGGGGGGGGGGGGGGGGGGGGGGGGGGGGGGGGGGGGGGGGGGGGGGGGGGGGGGGGGGGGGGGGGGGGGGGGGGGGGGGGGGGGGGGGGGGGGGGGGGGGGGGGGGGGGGGGGGGGGGGGGGGGGGGGGGGGGGGGGGGGGGGGGGGGGGGGGGGGGGGGGGGGGGGGGGGGGGGGGGGGGGGGGGGGGGGGGGGGGGGGGGGGGGGGGGGGGGGGGGGGGGGGGGGGGGGGGGGGGGGGGGGGGGGGGGGGGGGGGGGGGGGGGGGGGGGGGGGGGGGGGGGGGGGGGGGGGGGGGGGGGGGGGGGGGGGGGGGGGGGGGGGGGGGGGGGGGGGGGGGGGGGGGGGGGGGGGGGGGGGGGGGGGGGGGGGGGGGGGGGGGGGGGGGGGGGGGGGGGGGGGGGGGGGGGGGGGGGGGGGGGGGGGGGGGGGGGGGGGGGGGGGGGGGGGGGGGGGGGGGGGGGGGGGGGGGGGGGGGGGGGGGGGGGGGGGGGGGGGGGGGGGGGGGGGGGGGGGGGGGGGGGGGGGGGGGGGGGGGGGGGGGGGGGGGGGGGGGGGGGGGGGGGGGGGGGGGGGGGGGGGGGGGGGGGGGGGGGGGGGGGGGGGGGGGGGGGGGGGGGGGGGGGGGGGGGGGGGGGGGGGGGGGGGGGGGGGGGGGGGGGGGGGGGGGGGGGGGGGGGGGGGGGGGGGGGGGGGGGGGGGGGGGGGGGGGGGGGGGGGGGGGGGGGGGGGGGGGGGGGGGGGGGGGGGGGGGGGGGGGGGGGGGGGGGGGGGGGGGGGGGGGGGGGGGGGGGGGGGGGGGGGGGGGGGGGGGGGGGGGGGGGGGGGGGGGGGGGGGGGGGGGGGGGGGGGGGGGGGGGGGGGGGGGGGGGGGGGGGGGGGGGGGGGGGGGGGGGGGGGGGGGGGGGGGGGGGGGGGGGGGGGGGGGGGGGGGGGGGGGGGGGGGGGGGGGGGGGGGGGGGGGGGGGGGGGGGGGGGGGGGGGGGGGGGGGGGGGGGGGGGGGGGGGGGGGGGGGGGGGGGGGGGGGGGGGGGGGGGGGGGGGGGGGGGGGGGGGGGGGGGGGGGGGGGGGGGGGGGGGGGGGGGGGGGGGGGGGGGGGGGGGGGGGGGGGGGGGGGGGGGGGGGGGGGGGGGGGGGGGGGGGGGGGGGGGGGGGGGGGGGGGGGGGGGGGGGGGGGGGGGGGGGGGGGGGGGGGGGGGGGGGGGGGGGGGGGGGGGGGGGGGGGGGGGGGGGGGGGGGGGGGGGGGGGGGGGGGGGGGGGGGGGGGGGGGGGGGGGGGGGGGGGGGGGGGGGGGGGGGGGGGGGGGGGGGGGGGGGGGGGGGGGGGGGGGGGGGGGGGGGGGGGGGGGGGGGGGGGGGGGGGGGGGGGGGGGGGGGGGGGGGGGGGGGGGGGGGGGGGGGGGGGGGGGGGGGGGGGGGGGGGGGGGGGGGGGGGGGGGGGGGGGGGGGGGGGGGGGGGGGGGGGGGGGGGGGGGGGGGGGGGGGGGGGGGGGGGGGGGGGGGGGGGGGGGGGGGGGGGGGGGGGGGGGGGGGGGGGGGGGGGGGGGGGGGGGGGGGGGGGGGGGGGGGGGGGGGGGGGGGGGGGGGGGGGGGGGGGGGGGGGGGGGGGGGGGGGGGGGGGGGGGGGGGGGGGGGGGGGGGGGGGGGGGGGGGGGGGGGGGGGGGGGGGGGGGGGGGGGGGGGGGGGGGGGGGGGGGGGGGGGGGGGGGGGGGGGGGGGGGGGGGGGGGGGGGGGGGGGGGGGGGGGGGGGGGGGGGGGGGGGGGGGGGGGGGGGGGGGGGGGGGGGGGGGGGGGGGGGGGGGGGGGGGGGGGGGGGGGGGGGGGGGGGGGGGGGGGGGGGGGGGGGGGGGGGGGGGGGGGGGGGGGGGGGGGGGGGGGGGGGGGGGGGGGGGGGGGGGGGGGGGGGGGGGGGGGGGGGGGGGGGGGGGGGGGGGGGGGGGGGGGGGGGGGGGGGGGGGGGGGGGGGGGGGGGGGGGGGGGGGGGGGGGGGGGGGGGGGGGGGGGGGGGGGGGGGGGGGGGGGGAGAGAGGGGGGGGGGGGGGGGGGGGGGGGGGGGGGGGGGGGGGGGGGGGGGGGGGGGGGGGGGGGGGGGGGGGGGGGGGGGGGGGGGGGGGGGGGGGGGGGGGGGGGGGGGGGGGGGGGGGGGGGGGGGGGGGGGGGGGGGGGGGGGGGGGGGGGGGGGGGGGGGGGGGGGGGGGGGGGGGGGGGGGGGGGGGGGGGGGGGGGGGGGGGGGGGGGGGGGGGGGGGGGGGGGGGGGGGGGGGGGGGGGGGGGGGGGGGGGGGGGGGGGGGGGGGGGGGGGGGGGGGGGGGGGGGGGGGGGGGGGGGGGGGGGGGGGGGGGGGGGGGGGGGGGGGGGGGGGGGGGGGGGGGGGGGGGGGGGGGGGGGGGGGGGGGGGGGGGGGGGGGGGGGGGGGGGGGGGGGGGGGGGGGGGGGGGGGGGGGGGGGGGGGGGGGGGGGGGGGGGGGGGGGGGGGGGGGGGGGGGGGGGGGGGGGGGGGGGGGGGGGGGGGGGGGGGGGGGGGGGGGGGGGGGGGGGGGGGGGGGGGGGGGGGGGGGGGGGGGGGGGGGGGGGGGGGGGGGGGGGGGGGGGGGGGGGGGGGGGGGGGGGGGGGGGGGGGGGGGGGGGGGGGGGGGGGGGGGGGGGGGGGGGGGGGGGGGGGGGGGGGGGGGGGGGGGGGGGGGGGGGGGGGGGGGGGGGGGGGGGGGGGGGGGGGGGGGGGGGGGGGGGGGGGGGGGGGGGGGGGGGGGGGGGGGGGGGGGGGGGGGGGGGGGGGGGGGGGGGGGGGGGGGGGGGGGGGGGGGGGGGGGGGGGGGGGGGGGGGGGGGGGGGGGGGGGGGGGGGGGGGGGGGGGGGGGGGGGGGGGGGGGGGGGGGGGGGGGGGGGGGGGGGGGGGGGGGGGGGGGGGGGGGGGGGGGGGGGGGGGGGGGGGGGGGGGGGGGGGGGGGGGGGGGGGGGGGGGGGGGGGGGGGGGGGGGGGGGGGGGGGGGGGGGGGGGGGGGGGGGGGGGGGGGGGGGGGGGGGGGGGGGGGGGGGGGGGGGGGGGGGGGGGGGGGGGGGGGGGGGGGGGGGGGGGGGGGGGGGGGGGGGGGGGGGGGGGGGGGGGGGGGGGGGGGGGGGGGGGGGGGGGGGGGGGGGGGGGGGGGGGGGGGGGGGGGGGGGGGGGGGGGGGGGGGGGGGGGGGGGGGGGGGGGGGGGGGGGGGGGGGGGGGGGGGGGGGGGGGGGGGGGGGGGGGGGGGGGGGGGGGGGGGGGGGGGGGGGGGGGGGGGGGGGGGGGGGGGGGGGGGGGGGGGGGGGGGGGGGGGGGGGGGGGGGGGGGGGGGGGGGGGGGGGGGGGGGGGGGGGGGGGGGGGGGGGGGGGGGGGGGGGGGGGGGGGGGGGGGGGGGGGGGGGGGGGGGGGGGGGGGGGGGGGGGGGGGGGGGGGGGGGGGGGGGGGGGGGGGGGGGGGGGGGGGGGGGGGGGGGGGGGGGGGGGGGGGGGGGGGGGGGGGGGGGGGGGGGGGGGGGGGGGGGGGGGGGGGGGGGGGGGGGGGGGGGGGGGGGGGGGGGGGGGGGGGGGGGGGGGGGGGGGGGGGGGGGGGGGGGGGGGGGGGGGGGGGGGGGGGGGGGGGGGGGGGGGGGGGGGGGGGGGGGGGGGGGGGGGGGGGGGGGGGGGGGGGGGGGGGGGGGGGGGGGGGGGGGGGGGGGGGGGGGGGGGGGGGGGGGGGGGGGGGGGGGGGGGGGGGGGGGGGGGGGGGGGGGGGGGGGGGGGGGGGGGGGGGGGGGGGGGGGGGGGGGGGGGGGGGGGGGGGGGGGGGGGGGGGGGGGGGGGGGGGGGGGGGGGGGGGGGGGGGGGGGGGGGGGGGGGGGGGGGGGGGGGGGGGGGGGGGGGGGGGGGGGGGGGGGGGGGGGGGGGGGGGGGGGGGGGGGGGGGGGGGGGGGGGGGGGGGGGGGGGGGGGGGGGGGGGGGGGGGGGGGGGGGGGGGGGGGGGGGGGGGGGGGGGGGGGGGGGGGGGGGGGGGGGGGGGGGGGGGGGGGGGGGGGGGGGGGGGGGGGGGGGGGGGGGGGGGGGGGGGGGGGGGGGGGGGGGGGGGGGGGGGGGGGGGGGGGGGGGGGGGGGGGGGGGGGGGGGGGGGGGGGGGGGGGGGGGGGGGGGGGGGGGGGGGGGGGGGGGGGGGGGGGGGGGGGGGGGGGGGGGGGGGGGGGGGGGGGGGGGGGGGGGGGGGGGGGGGGGGGGGGGGGGGGGGGGGGGGGGGGGGGGGGGGGGGGGGGGGGGGGGGGGGGGGGGGGGGGGGGGGGGGGGGGGGGGGGGGGGGGGGGGGGGGGGGGGGGGGGGGGGGGGGGGGGGGGGGGGGGGGGGGGGGGGGGGGGGGGGGGGGGGGGGGGGGGGGGGGGGGGGGGGGGGGGGGGGGGGGGGGGGGGGGGGGGGGGGGGGGGGGGGGGGGGGGGGGGGGGGGGGGGGGGGGGGGGGGGGGGGGGGGGGGGGGGGGGGGGGGGGGGGGGGGGGGGGGGGGGGGGGGGGGGGGGGGGGGGGGGGGGGGGGGGGGGGGGGGGGGGGGGGGGGGGGGGGGGGGGGGGGGGGGGGGGGGGGGGGGGGGGGGGGGGGGGGGGGGGGGGGGGGGGGGGGGGGGGGGGGGGGGGGGGGGGGGGGGGGGGGGGGGGGGGGGGGGGGGGGGGGGGGGGGGGGGGGGGGGGGGGGGGGGGGGGGGGGGGGGGGGGGGGGGGGGGGGGGGGGGGGGGGGGGGGGGGGGGGGGGGGGGGGGGGGGGGGGGGGGGGGGGGGGGGGGGGGGGGGGGGGGGGGGGGGGGGGGGGGGGGGGGGGGGGGGGGGGGGGGGGGGGGGGGGGGGGGGGGGGGGGGGGGGGGGGGGGGGGGGGGGGGGGGGGGGGGGGGGGGGGGGGGGGGGGGGGGGGGGGGGGGGGGGGGGGGGGGGGGGGGGGGGGGGGGGGGGGGGGGGGGGGGGGGGGGGGGGGGGGGGGGGGGGGGGGGGGGGGGGGGGGGGGGGGGGGGGGGGGGGGGGGGGGGGGGGGGGGGGGGGGGGGGGGGGGGGGGGGGGGGGGGGGGGGGGGGGGGGGGGGGGGGGGGGGGGGGGGGGGGGGGGGGGGGGGGGGGGGGGGGGGGGGGGGGGGGGGGGGGGGGGGGGGGGGGGGGGGGGGGGGGGGGGGGGGGGGGGGGGGGGGGGGGGGGGGGGGGGGGGGGGGGGGGGGGGGGGGGGGGGGGGGGGGGGGGGGGGGGGGGGGGGGGGGGGGGGGGGGGGGGGGGGGGGGGGGGGGGGGGGGGGGGGGGGGGGGGGGGGGGGGGGGGGGGGGGGGGGGGGGGGGGGGGGGGGGGGGGGGGGGGGGGGGGGGGGGGGGGGGGGGGGGGGGGGGGGGGGGGGGGGGGGGGGGGGGGGGGGGGGGGGGGGGGGGGGGGGGGGGGGGGGGGGGGGGGGGGGGGGGGGGGGGGGGGGGGGGGGGGGGGGGGGGGGGGGGGGGGGGGGGGGGGGGGGGGGGGGGGGGGGGGGGGGGGGGGGGGGGGGGGGGGGGGGGGGGGGGGGGGGGGGGGGGGGGGGGGGGGGGGGGGGGGGGGGGGGGGGGGGGUGGGGGGGGGGGGGGGGGGGGGGGGGGGGGGGGGGGGGGGGGGGGGGGGGGGGGGGGGGGGGGGGGGGGGGGGGGGGGGGGGGGGGGGGGGGGGGGGGGGGGGGGGGGGGGGGGGGGGGGGGGGGGGGGGGGGGGGGGGGGGGGGGGGGGGGGGGGGGGGGGGGGGGGGGGGGGGGGGGGGGGGGGGGGGGGGGGGGGGGGGGGGGGGGGGGGGGGGGGGGGGGGGGGGGGGGGGGGGGGGGGGGGGGGGGGGGGGGGGGGGGGGGGGGGGGGGGGGGGGGGGGGGGGGGGGGGGGGGGGGGGGGGGGGGGGGGGGGGGGGGGGGGGGGGGGGGGGGGGGGGGGGGGGGGGGGGGGGGGGGGGGGGGGGGGGGGGGGGGGGGGGGGGGGGGGGGGGGGGGGGGGGGGGGGGGGGGGGGGGGGGGGGGGGGGGGGGGGGGGGGGGGGGGGGGGGGGGGGGGGGGGGGGGGGGGGGGGGGGGGGGGGGGGGGGGGGGGGGGGGGGGGGGGGGGGGGGGGGGGGGGGGGGGGGGGGGGGGGGGGGGGGGGGGGGGGGGGGGGGGGGGGGGGGGGGGGGGGGGGGGGGGGGGGGGGGGGGGGGGGGGGGGGGGGGGGGGGGGGGGGGGGGGGGGGGGGGGGGGGGGGGGGGGGGGGGGGGGGGGGGGGGGGGGGGGGGGGGGGGGGGGGGGGGGGGGGGGGGGGGGGGGGGGGGGGGGGGGGGGGGGGGGGGGGGGGGGGGGGGGGGGGGGGGGGGGGGGGGGGGGGGGGGGGGGGGGGGGGGGGGGGGGGGGGGGGGGGGGGGGGGGGGGGGGGGGGGGGGGGGGGGGGGGGGGGGGGGGGGGGGGGGGGGGGGGGGGGGGGGGGGGGGGGGGGGGGGGGGGGGGGGGGGGGGGGGGGGGGGGGGGGGGGGGGGGGGGGGGGGGGGGGGGGGGGGGGGGGGGGGGGGGGGGGGGGGGGGGGGGGGGGGGGGGGGGGGGGGGGGGGGGGGGGGGGGGGGGGGGGGGGGGGGGGGGGGGGGGGGGGGGGGGGGGGGGGGGGGGGGGGGGGGGGGGGGGGGGGGGGGGGGGGGGGGGGGGGGGGGGGGGGGGGGGGGGGGGGGGGGGGGGGGGGGGGGGGGGGGGGGGGGGGGGGGGGGGGGGGGGGGGGGGGGGGGGGGGGGGGGGGGGGGGGGGGGGGGGGGGGGGGGGGGGGGGGGGGGGGGGGGGGGGGGGGGGGGGGGGGGGGGGGGGGGGGGGGGGGGGGGGGGGGGGGGGGGGGGGGGGGGGGGGGGGGGGGGGGGGGGGGGGGGGGGGGGGGGGGGGGGGGGGGGGGGGGGGGGGGGGGGGGGGGGGGGGGGGGGGGGGGGGGGGGGGGGGGGGGGGGGGGGGGGGGGGGGGGGGGGGGGGGGGGGGGGGGGGGGGGGGGGGGGGGGGGGGGGGGGGGGGGGGGGGGGGGGGGGGGGGGGGGGGGGGGGGGGGGGGGGGGGGGGGGGGGGGGGGGGGGGGGGGGGGGGGGGGGGGGGGGGGGGGGGGGGGGGGGGGGGGGGGGGGGGGGGGGGGGGGGGGGGGGGGGGGGGGGGGGGGGGGGGGGGGGGGGGGGGGGGGGGGGGGGGGGGGGGGGGGGGGGGGGGGGGGGGGGGGGGGGGGGGGGGGGGGGGGGGGGGGGGGGGGGGGGGGGGGGGGGGGGGGGGGGGGGGGGGGGGGGGGGGGGGGGGGGGGGGGGGGGGGGGGGGGGGGGGGGGGGGGGGGGGGGGGGGGGGGGGGGGGGGGGGGGGGGGGGGGGGGGGGGGGGGGGGGGGGGGGGGGGGGGGGGGGGGGGGGGGGGGGGGGGGGGGGUGGGGGGGGGGGGGGGGGGGGGGGGGGGGGGGGGGGGGGGGGGGGGGGGGGGGGGGGGGGGGGGGGGGGGGGGGGGGGGGGGGGGGGGGGGGGGGGGGGGGGGGGGGGGGGGGGGGGGGGGGGGGGGGGGGGGGGGGGGGGGGGGGGGGGGGGGGGGGGGGGGGGGGGGGGGGGGGGGGGGGGGGGGGGGGGGGGGGGGGGGGGGGGGGGGGGGGGGGGGGGGGGGGGGGGGGGGGGGGGGGGGGGGGGGGGGGGGGGGGGGGGGGGGGGGGGGGGGGGGGGGGGGGGGGGGGGGGGGGGAGACACACAGACACAGCCUGGGGACGCCGCCGGACCACGAGCUCUGACAGAAGCAUACAGAGCGGAGACAUGAGUGACCCGCUGGACAUCCCCAGCCCUCCUCUCCCCCACGCCCCAAACCCACCGCCGGCCCAGCCUCCACCUUAUCCGGGCCCGAGGGCAAACGGAGUCAACGGCCCCGACUACGCUCUGCUGCGAGCCGAGAGAGAAGUGGGCAUCUUGAAUCACUGCUUUGAUGACAUCGAGAGCUUCAUGGCCAAGCUGCAGCAGACAGCGGAGGCAGCGACAGUCUUGAACCAGAGGAAGAAGAAGAAGAAAAAGAGCAAAAAGCAAAGUGCUGAAGAGGAUCUACUCACGGCCAAAGCCAAGCCUCCGCCUGAAGAGGAGUUCGUGGACAUCUUCCAGAAAUUCAAGUAUUGCUUCAGUUUAUUGGCUCGUUUGAAAUCAACUAUUUCCAACCCGUCAUCGGAGGAGCUCGUGCAUCAUGUGUUCAAACCUCUGGACAUGAUGGUGAGAACGACUGGGGGGCCGACGCUGGGGGCCGCAGUGAGCAGUCCUGCCCUGUCCUCGUCUGCCGUGACUCUGCUGCAGGACACUCUGAGCGAGGAGGAGAGGCAGCUCUGGACCUCUCUGGGGCCCAACUGGACACAGGCACGGUCUCAGCUCAGAGAACCGUUAGCUCCCUACAGCCCUGUGUUCCUCGACGGGUGGAAGCCGGAAGCCUCCAGGCCAGACGGGCAGGUUUGGGAGGAUCCGGUCGAGUCAGCGCACAAACAUGAAGCUCUCCGAGAAAAACAAGAGCAGCAGCGGCUCUCCCAACAGGUCAAACCUCCAGUUAUGGACGACACAGGUGGACAGCCCCCGCCCCCCGACAGACUGUACCGCUGCAGCUACGACUUCACAGCGAGAAACAACAGUGAACUUUCCAUUCAGAAGGGAGAAGUGCUCGAGGUGCUUGAAUCUUCCAAAUGCUGGUGGAAAUGUCGCAAUCGGUUCAACGAAGUGGGAUUUGUUCCUCACAACAUGCUGGAGCCCAUGGUCCAUGUGGAGAGCCCCCCGGCCAACUCCCCCAAUGUACCGGCUCUGCCCCCGGCCCCUAAGCUGGACAACAGGCUGUCUCUGAACGUGCCCAUUCCCCCUGCUCCCCCCAUGGCCCACUCCCCCUCCCCUAAGAGGCCCGUCAGCAUGCCGCCAUUCUUCUCACACAUACCUGUGGGAGACGACUCGGAGAAAGGUAACUUGGAAUGA